Molecule: messenger RNA, 1650 nt
Organism: Helicoverpa armigera (cotton bollworm)
Lineage: Eukaryota; Metazoa; Arthropoda; Insecta; Lepidoptera; Noctuidae
Product: esterase FE4
Exons: 3
Coding region: 44-1603 (519 amino acids)
Source: RefSeq, a predicted model, not a curated record
CUUGCACUCUCCACUUCAUUUCUAACCAACACUUCAAUGCAAAAUGUUUUAUAUAUUAAUAUCUUUGUUAGUUUGUGUGCUCGUUAAGGGUGAGGAGAAUAUAACUGUGUUGACGAGUAAGGGGCCUAUAACGGGGUUUAAGCAGGAUGGCUACGAUACGUUUUUUGGAGUACCUUACGCUAGGGUUAAUGAGUAUAAUCCAUUUGGGAGCAAUCUAGCCUACCCAGACUUCGAAACACCAUUCAUCGCGAACGACAGCUCCAUCAUAUGUCCUCAAGUCAUCGCUAGAGUUGGCGGAAACAUCCAAUGCCUUCGCCUGAACAUAUACGUGCCACAUUCAGCCAACGAGAACAAUACAGUACCAGUACUGGUCUACUUCCACGGAGGUGGGUUCAUAUUUGGCAAUGGCGGUGACUUUGGCGGCCAACAUUUGGCCAAACACGACAUUAUUGUCAUCACAGUGAACUACAGACUUGGUCCCUACGGCUUCUUGUGUUUGAACGACGAAUCUGUCCCUGGCAACCAAGGUUUGAAAGACCAGAUAACUGCGUUGAGGUGGAUAAAGAGACAUAUAGACGCUUUUGGCGGAGACCCUUACAAAGUGACGAUUUCUGGCGAAAGCUAUGGAGGAGGUGCAGUUGAUUUGCAUCUAUAUUCAAAGUACGAGACACUAUUCGAUAAAGCUAUUAUACAAAGUGGGUCUAUAUUCACUCCUGGAUUUUUUGGUAAUAGAGAUCAUGAGGCAGCUAUAAAACUAGCGUUACACCUGGGAUAUAAAGUCGUGAAUACCCUAGACGCUUUACAUAUACUUGCCAAAGAGAAUCCUAUAGUCGUGAUGGCAGCUGCUAGAAACUUGAGCAUGAGACUGACAGCUUGUAAGGAAAUCCGUUUCAGAGGAAUGCAGAACUUCGUGACAAAAUGCCUGAACCACUUACACAAUCCGGAAAGAAUAGAAAACAUACCGAUCAUGAUUGGUUACAACAGCAAAGAAGAUUUUGGCUCAUACGCGAAUAAGCCUCAAGAGUUCUACGACACUUUAGGAGAUAUAUUCUACAGGAAUUUGCAGAACAAUUUUGUUUUAAAGACGUGUGAAUUGGAAACUUUGAGUAACAUAACAAGGACAUUUUAUUUAGGGAGCAAGAAUAUAGGACCCGAGUCUAUGUUGGAAUUGAGUGAUUAUUCCUCUGACUUCAAAUUGAAUUAUGCUGUGGAGAAAUCAGUUUCUAAGUAUAUAGAACAAGGUGGGAAGGUGUAUAAGUAUAUGUUCUCGUAUAUUGGGGGGAGUCACUAUAAGAACUUGACUGGGGCCGGAGCUACGCAUACAGAAGAACUGAAGUAUUUGUUUGAAACUCCCUUCAAGCUGACCUCGGACGAGCAGAGGAUGAUGAGGGAUAGGAUGACAACGAUGUGGGCUAACUUUGUUAAGCUUGGGAACCCCACGCCCCAAAAGACAGACCUGCUCCCAGUGACCUGGUUCCCAGUUAACGGCAAAUCCAGACCUUAUCUAGACAUAGAUGUGACAAUGUCUAUGAAGGAACAUGCCUACAGACACAGGAUAGCUUUCUGGGACCUGUUUAUGCUGAAGUAUGAUAAGAGGAGUUAGGAGAAGGAUUGGAAAGAGUGUAUUUUAGAAUUAGAAAAUAAAUAUAG